CUUAAUUUCAGUAGGGGACACAUAGGACCUCUUGGGAAACUGAAACGUCGAGGAGACACAUUCCAACACACUUUACAGUCUCAGUGCUGCGCCAUGGCCUGGUAGCUCCCUGCAGCAGACCAUGGGCAUCAGGACGCAGCUGUUGCUUCUGCUCUGGAAGAACAUCACAUAUCGCAGGAGGAGUAAGAUCCAACUGGUUAUCGAGCUGCUCUGGCCUCUGUUCCUGUUCGUCAUUCUCAUCUCUGUACGCCACUCCCACCCUCCAUACAAGCAGAGUCAAUGUCACUUCCCCAACAAGGCCCUUCCCUCAGCAGGAGCCCUGCCCUGGAUUCAGGGGAUCAUAUGCAAUGUCAACAACCCCUGCUUUCACCAGCCCACCCCGGGGGAGAACCCAGGGCAGGUGGACAACUUUGACAACUCCAUCCUCUCUCGACUCUUUGUAGACGCCAGGACCGUCCUCUCGUACAGCAGCAACCAGACAAUUUAUUCAGGAUUUCAAGACCUCCUCACGGCUGCGCGGAACUUUGGAGAGAGGCCAAAUGUCUGGCCAAAUAUGCCAGUUGGAGAGUAUCUUCGAGCCAAUGAGACCUUCUCCAGCUUCCUCCUGGUCAAUGGCAGAUUGCCUCCCUCUGCUCUGGAUCAGCUGAUGAGGGCUAGACUCAACUUCCAGGUGGUGUCUUUGGCUGGGGCUGGGCUGCGUCUGAAGGAGAUUGUAUGCAAUGCCACCAUGUUGGGUCAGUACCUGACAGUGGACAGUGAGGACUCGCUGCCGGAGCUGCAGGGUCAUUUGUGUGCCAUCCCUGCAGACACACUACAGGCAGCGGAGCAGCUGUUCCUCUCACAGUUGGACUACAGCAAGAUCUUCACAAGGCAGAGACUGCUGUCCAAUGCCGCUGAGCUGCGAGUCCUCAGCAAGGCAGCCAGCUCCGUUUCACAGGAAGUGGCCCUACUCAUGGAUGAGCUGUCCUCGCUGUCCAGCUUCUCCGAGUUGAACACACAGCUGCAGCUGCUCUCCCCAGAAAACAGAACAGCCCUGCCUCGCGAAAGCUUCAGAGCCUUCUCCCGAAUCGUGUGUGGACACCCAGAGGGUGGUGGCGAGCGGAUCCCCUCUCUCAACUGGUAUGAGGACAAUGACAUUAAGUCUUUCCUUGGCAAGAACGGCACAGAGGAAACGAACAUGGAGCGUGAUAACACCACAACUCCAUACUGCAAAAGCCUCAUUCAGAGCCUGGAGUCUAAUCCACUGUCUCGUAUUGUAUGGCGUGGGAUCAAACCGCUGUUUGUUGGGAAACUGCUGUAUACACCAGACACUCCAGUGACACGCAGCAUCAUGAGAGAGGUGAACAGGACAUUCCAUGACUUGAAUAUACUACAAGACCUUCAAGGGGCAUGGGAGGAAGUAGGACCCCAAAUCAAGUCAUUCAUGGAGAGCAGCAUUGAAAUUCGACUGCUGCAGGAUCUACUGAGGCGGCCUGAAGUGGCCGUGCUUGUAAACCUCCGUUUGGAAAACACAUCCUGGACAGCCUCCCGGAUCGCCAACUUCCUGUCCACUCCCUCGCCAGACGCUCCCCGUAAAGAUGGGGCACCGUACACGUGGCAGGACGUGUACCGGGAAGUGAACAACACCAUAAACACCCUCUCUCAAGUCACCCAGUGCUUCUCUCUGAACAAGCUGGAGGGGGCUGCCUCUGAGGGAGAGCUGGUUGAAAGGGCGCUGGAGCUGCUGGAGGAUCGUCAGUUCUGGGCUGGUAUAGUGUUCCUCCUACCAGAUCCCUCUUCAGCCAAACUGCCCCCUCACGUCUCUUACAAGAUCCGCAUGGACAUCGACGACGUCACCCGCACCAAUAAGAUCAAGGACAGAUUCUGGGAUCCAGGUCCAGCAGCAGACCCCUUCAACGACAUGCGCUAUGUGUGGGGAGGUUUUGUGUACGUGCAGGACCUGGUGGAGCAUGCCCUCUCCCGCGUGCUCACCGGCAAGGAGCAGCACAUCGGGACCUACCUGCAGCAGAUGCCUUACCCCUGCUACGUGGAUGAUGUCUUCCUGCGCGUGCUGAACCGCUCACUGCCCCUCUUCAUGACGCUGGCCUGGAUCUACUCCGUGGCCAUGAUCAUUAAGGGCGUGGUCUACGAGAAGGAGGCGCGGCUGAAGGAGACCAUGCGCAUCAUGGGGCUGGGCACCGGCAUGCUGUGGGUCAGCUGGUUCAUCAGCAGCUUUGUCCCCUUCCUGAUCAGCGCCGGCCUCCUCAUCGCCUUACUCAAGUGGGGAGACAUCCUUCCCUACAGCGAUCCUUCUGUGGUCUUCUUCUUCCUGGCUGCCUUCGCCACGGCCACCAUCAUGCAGUGCUUCCUCAUCAGCACCUUCUUUUCACGCGCCAACCUGGCAGCAGCCUGCGGAGGCCUCAUCUACUUCUCCCUCUACCUGCCCUAUGUGCUCUGUGUGGCCUGGAGGGAUCACCUCACUUUCGGCCUGCGGAUCUUUGCAAGCCUGCUAUCUCCAGUGGCUUUUGGUUUCGGUUGCGAAUAUUUCUCCCUGUACGAGGAGCAAGGGGUGGGCAUCCAGUGGUUUAACCUGGUUUCCAGCCCUAUGGAGGGAGACUCCUACAAUUUCAGGACCUCUAUCAUCCUCUUGUAUGUGGAUGCUCUGAUCUACGGAGUGGCCACAUGGUACAUAGAGGCGGUUUUCCCAGGAGAGUUUGGGAUUCCCAGACCCUGGUAUUUCAUCUUCCAGUUGAAUUACUGGGGUGGGGUUCCACUAGAGGUGGGCUUACCAAUCCCUCCGGCUCCUGCCGAGGACUCAGAGGUGUGUGUUGAGGAGGAGCCCUCUCACCUUCCCCUGGGGGUAGCCAUCCGGAGCCUGGUCAAAAUUUACAAGCAAGGUGCCAAGCUGGCUGUUAAUCACCUCAGCCUCAAGUUCUUUGAAGGCCAAAUAACCUCCUUCCUGGGGCACAACGGUGCUGGCAAGACUACCACAAUGUCGAUACUGACAGGUCUGUUUCCCCCCACUUCUGGUACAAUAUACGUCAAGGGUAUGGACAUCCGCACUGACAUGGACGACAUACGCAGGAGCCUGGGUGUAUGUCCACAGCAUAAUGUGCUCUUUGACAUACUCACAGUGGAGGAGCAUGUGUGGUUCUAUGGCCGUCUGAAAGGCCUGUCCAACUCUGAGGUGAAGGAGGAGAUGGACCAGCUGCUGGAAGAUGUGGGGCUGCUACACAAACGCCACGAGCAGACCAGGAACCUCUCUGGGGGGAUGCAAAGGAAGCUGUCUGUGGCGAUUGCCUUUGUGGGCGGGUCCAAGGUGGUGGUUCUGGACGAGCCCACAGCUGGAGUGGACCCGUACUCCCGCCGUGGCAUCUGGGACCUGCUGCUCAAAUACCGCAAAGAUCGUACCAUCAUCCUGUCUACCCACUAUAUGGAUGAGGCGGAUCUCCUAGGUGAUCGGAUCGCCAUCAUCUCCCAGGGAAAGCUGUGUUGCUGUGGCUCUCCGCUGUUCCUGAAGGCCCGUUUGGGAACUGGUUACUACCUCACCGCAGUGAAGAGGGAUGCAGAGGGUGGACCCUCCCACAGUGCCAGCGCUGGCAAGGUUUCCCUCCCUGCCAACACAAAGGAUAGCGACUCCUCCAAGAGUGACGACACGGGGCUGGGCAGUGAGUGCAGUGGUUCGGACGUGGCUGCUCUGCUAGCGUUGGCGCGGCGCCACAUAUCAGAGGCGCGGCUGGUGGAGGAUGUGGGCAGGGAGGCAGUGAUCAACUUCCCGCACUCUGCUGCCGAGGACGGCAGUCUGGCCUGCUUCCUGGCUGAGCUGGACAAGAGGCUGGGUGAGCUGGGCAUCACCAGCUAUGGCCUCUCUGACACCACGCUGGAGGAGAUCUUUCUGAAAGUGGCUGAGGAGACAGGAGUGGAUGCUGACCCUGAUGAGGCACAGAAUAAAUCCUCUGGGCCACCUGGUCAGCAGGGAGACCCAGCUGAGGAGCCAGAGACAGAGCCCCAGGAGACGGAUCUUCUGAGUGGGGACGGGAGAGGUGGUGUGCCCCUUACUGGGUGGGGCCUUCCCCUGCAGCAGCUGCGGGCCCUCUUCAUUAAGCGGUGGUUAUAUGCACGCCGCAGUCGAAGGGGCUUCUUUGCUCAGAUCGUCCUGCCGGCUGUUUUUGUUUUGAUCGCCCUCCUCUUCAGUUUGAUUGUGCCUCCCUUUGGGAAGUAUCCUGCUCUUGAGCUUCAGCCUUGGAUGUAUGGAGAGCAGUACACGUUUUUCAGCAAUGACGCCCCUGAGAACGCAGCAAUGAAAAAUUUACUGGAUGCUCUGUUGGAACCACCUGGUUUUGGGACCAAGUGCAUGGAAACUAGCGAGAAGCCGCCAUGCGUGCAGGAGGAGGAGGCUGUGUUCCAGAGGCCUCAUGUGUCUUUCACCACAUGGCAGCUCCUUAGCAAAGGCAACUGGAGUACAGAGCAGCCCUCACCCGAGUGCCAGUGCAGCUCCGAGGAUGUCCGCAGAAUGCUACCCGACUGCCCAGAGGGAGCAGGGGGCAUUCCCCCUCCUCAGAUCAAGAGGCUGACUGGAGACAUUCUACAAAACUUGACUGGUCGCAAUCUCUCAGACUACCUGGUCAAGACAUACCCCCAGAUUGUGCGCAAGAGCCUGCGGACCAAGAAGUGGGUUAAUGAGUUCCGAUACGGUGGCUUCUCUGUAGGUGGCAGCAGCUCUCAGCCUGUACCUGAAAUCCAUCGCCUGGAGGAAACUGUCCUGUCAAUAAGGACCAGAUACAGAGUGCAACAGAACAGCUCACUGGACUCGCUUCUGCAUAGGUUACCUGGGUUUCUUGGUGGACUGAACAGGCAAAACAAUGUUAAGGUUUGGUUCAACAACAAGGGCUGGCAUGCUGUGACAUCAUUCAUCAAUGUCAUGAACAAUGGGCUCCUCCGUGCUAGCCUACCUCCAGGACCAGAGCGAAGGAAACAUGGCAUAACUGCCUACAACCACCCACUCAACCUCACAAAGGAGCAGCUUAGUGAGAUGGCAAUGAUGACUACCUCUGUGGAUGUUUUGGUGUCUAUCUGUGUGAUAUUCGCCAUGUCCUUCGUCCCAGCCAGCUUUGUUCUCUUCCUCAUUGAGGAGAGGGUCAGCAAGGCCAAGCACCUGCAGUUUGUGAGUGGCGUCAAGCCGCUCCUCUAUUGGCUGGCUAACUUCACUUGGGACAUGCUGAACUACACAGUGCCCGCUACCAUGGUGGUCUUCAUCUUCAUUGGCUUCCAGCAGCAGGCAUAUGUGUCUGAAACUAACUUGCCUGCUCUGGUUCUUUUGCUGAUGCUUUAUGGCUGGUCCAUCACGCCGCUCAUGUACCCAGCCUCCUUCCUGUUCAGUGUCCCCAGCACUGCGUAUGUAGUCCUCACAUCUGUGAAUCUCUUCAUCGGUAUCAAUGGCAGCAUAGCCACUUUCGUCCUGGAGCUCUUCACAGAUCAGCACCUGAAUGAUGUCAAUAAAAUCCUGAAGAAAGUCUUUUUGAUCUUUCCACAUUUCUGUCUGGGUCGUGGGCUCAUUGAUAUGGCUAAGAAUCAGGCCAUGGCAGAUGCUUUCCAGCGCCUGGGCACCAAGCAGACCUUGGACCCACUCUCCUGGGAUUUUGUAGGGAAGAACCUGUUUGCCAUGGCUGUGGAGGGCGUGGUCUUCUUCCUCUUCACCUUGCUGCUGCAGUAUAACUUUUUCAUUAGUUUAAGGUCGUGGUCUGAGCCUGUACUGCCCCCAUUGGGCCCAGAGGACCAGGAUGUAUCAAAGGAAAGAGACAGGGUGAAUAGUGGCAGAGCACAUGGUGAUAUACUGACAGUGAAGGAAUUGAGUAAGGUGUACAAGGCAGGCAGGAAACCUGCAGUGGACCGUCUCUGCCUGGGAAUUCCUCGUGGGGAGUGUUUUGGGCUGCUUGGGGUCAAUGGUGCUGGAAAGACCUCCACUUUCCGCAUGCUCACAGGAGACACCUCCAUCACCUAUGGAGAGGCUUUCCUCGGUGGCCACAGUGUGUUGACUGAAAUGGAGAGAGUCCACCAGCUCAUGGGCUACUGCCCGCAGUUCGAUGCCAUCAGUGAUCUCCUGACAGGCAGGGAGCACUUGGAGUUCUACGCCCGAUUGAGAGGGGUCCAGGAGGAGGCCGUGGCAAAGGUAGCACAGUGGGGAGUGAAAAAGCUUGGGCUGACCCAAUACGCUGAGCGUGAAGCCGGUGGUUACAGCGGUGGCAACAAGCGCAAACUUUCUACUGCCAUUUCUCUCAUCGGGGCCCCACCUGUCAUAUUCCUGGAUGAGCCCACCACAGGGAUGGACCCCAAAGCCAAACGUUUCCUUUGGAAUUGUAUCCUCAGUGUCAUCAAGGAAGGACGAGCUGUUAUUCUUACAUCUCACAGCAUGGAAGAAUGUGAAGCUCUGUGUACCCGAAUGGCCAUCAUGGUGAAUGGGAGGUUCCAAUGCUUGGGUUCUGUGCAGCACCUUAAGAACAGAUUUGGAGAUGGCUACACUAUCAUCUUGCGACUGUCAGAACCAUCUGAGGAGCCCUGCCCUGUGGACUCCUAUAUCAAGACCUCCUUCCCCGGCAUUGAGCUGAAGGAGCGCCACCACAAUGUGCUGCAGUACCAGCUCCCAUCCCACACCUGCUCUCUGGCCCGUGUCUUUGACAUCCUGUGCAACAGCAGUGAAGAGUUAGGCAUCGCAGACUACUCCGUAUCACAGACCACACUGGAUCAGGUGUUUGUAAACUUUGCCAAGGACCAGAGUGAUGACGAUCAGCUCAGGGAGGUGAGUGUAAAUGGAGCAAUGGAGUCAGCUCAACCGAGUAGACCGCCUGAGGUCAGACCCAAAGAAGGUGAACCAAACUGGAUGAUGCAGGGCUGCAUUGGUAUGUCAAAGCAGCAGCAUCAGAAGCUCAGAAAGUCUGUUGCCAGUGGAGUGCAGUGCACGGGAGAGACCUCUGGAAGCAAAGAUCCUCUGACCUUGUUCUUAGUGGACAACAGCACACAGGAGAGCAAGGUGUGAUCUGGAUAGGACACAGACCUGACUGAGGUGUGGCACGCUGGAACAGAAUGGCAUGAAAGACUGCAGGGUACUCUCGCUGUCUCUUGGUGAGAAAAACCUGCUACCAGCUGGCUCUGCUGAUGAUGACUGAGUUUGGUGCCUUGAUCAUUCUCCAGCACAGCUGGACUCUUCCUGAUCCUGCAAAACCUACACACCUAUCAUUUACUAUCCAGGCACUUUUUCCAGGUGUGUUGCAAGCUAUUUUUAUAUGCUUUAUGAAUUUUCAAGUUUAGUUAUUUCAGUGCAGCUCUCCAGUAUGAUCCCCAUGAAUUAUAGAUGAAUGUCAGACAUUACACAAAUGAAUACAGGAUACCUAUAUUUCUCUGGGUACACUGUUCCUGGCUGCUUGGUAUGCCUGGUCAGCAUUUGUGUGAUGCAUAUAGCACUUUGAAUGGGAAAUACUGGUAAUGGUCAAAUGGUAUAUUCCUGUAAAACAGUCAUCCCUAAAGAAAUAAUUUAGGUACAAAACUGGACCAGUUGUUUAUUUGGAUACUUGGGUUUAUCUGUUGCACAGAGAAUAUGGAUCUGUUGCUGUGUCAUUUAAUGUCUGCACAGAUCCACUGUGUUAUUUAUUGACAUUCAUGGCAUUGUUUUUGUUCCGUUCAAAAACUAGUUACAGCACUGUUACACAGCUAGUUAAAAAACACAGGAAAGGCAUAUAGUCCUGAGGUACAAGACUCCAAACAAUGCCUUCAUUAGGUCAACUGUUACUUAUAUUUGUUAUAACUGUUAUAUAUUUAUUAUUGUGUGUAAUAAUUUGUGUUCUAUUUAAGCAAUCUGUUGCAUAUUCUUAUUACUUGAGAAGACACCUGUGAAUCAAAAGCAGAUGC
Megalops cyprinoides (Indo-Pacific tarpon) is the source of this 7881-nucleotide messenger RNA. RefSeq names its product phospholipid-transporting ATPase ABCA1 (gene abca7). The transcript is spliced from 49 exons. The record is from RefSeq and is a predicted model, not a curated record. Gene Ontology annotation, cellular component: membrane; intracellular membrane-bounded organelle. Lineage: Eukaryota; Metazoa; Chordata; Actinopteri; Elopiformes; Megalopidae. The coding region runs from base 122 to 7012 and encodes 2296 amino acids. Gene Ontology annotation, molecular function: ATP hydrolysis activity; lipid carrier activity; ATP binding. Gene Ontology annotation, biological process: transmembrane transport; lipid transport.